Jatropha curcas is the source of this 444-nucleotide messenger RNA. NCBI's taxonomy places the organism in Eukaryota, Viridiplantae, Streptophyta, Magnoliopsida, Malpighiales, Euphorbiaceae. The record is from RefSeq and is a predicted model, not a curated record.
AUGACACUACAACUAGCUGAUGGCUCCAUCAAAAGACCGAUUGGGGUUAUUGAAGAUCUUUUGGUGAAAGUUGGGGAAUUUAUCUUCCCCAUUGAUUUUGUAGUGUUGGAUAUGAAAGUUGAUAGAAUAACUCCUCUGAUUCUCGAAAGGACAUUUUUAGUCACAAUUGGUGCACUAACAGAUGUUAAAGAGGGAAAACUUACACUGAGGUUGAAUGAUGAAGAGAUAGUCUUUGAUAUCAAGAAAGCUAUGAAACAUCCUAAUUUUCUUGAAAAUGAUAAGUGUUUUUUCAUUGAUUAUAUUGAUGAUUGCCUUGAUGAAUAUAUUGAAGAAAAGAUGGAGAAUGAAUCUCCACUUCCUUUGGAAAUUGAUGAAAAAGAAGUUUCAAAAGAUUAUUUUGAAGAAUCUUCUAAACUUGAACUUAAACCUUACCUUCUCACUUGA